CCGUAUUCUCGGCUAGCAGCUCACACAACGAUCGACCGACGUUAGCCACUGGCAACGAUGACAACGACCACAUCACCUAGAGAAACCACACAGACCACCUUUACGGUUCGCAAGAUGACGGGCCGGCGAAUGUCUAAGCUAUCCACAGUCCUGCUGUUCUGCGCCGCCUUGCUGCUGACCAAGUCCUGCGGCAUCCUGGCGUUUAGCGGCGACGGCUUGCCCCAAUCCCAGGAUGUGGGCCAGGCGGAGCUCUGGAGCGAUGCCACCACCACCAUCAUUUCGCCCAGCGAGGAGAGCAGCGGAUCCGGUGGCUGGGAACUGACCACGGAGGCGGACACCACCAUACCGAGUGAGGAAACUACUGCUGGCAAUGAGGAAACCACCGUUUCCGAAGAGGAGACCUCCACGGACGCCUCUGGAGAUGUAGAGACCACCACUGCUGCGCCGGAAACUUCACCAGCUGACCAGGAGAGCUCUUCCGCUCCCGAGGAGACCACUGCCGCUCCCGAAGAGACCACAUCCGCUCCCGAGGAGAGCUCUUCCGCUCCCGAGGAGAGCUCUUCCGCUCCCGAAGAGACCACUUCCGCUCCCGAGGAGAGCUCUUCCGCUCCCGAAGAGACCACUUCCGCUCCCGAGGAGAGCUCUUCCGCUCCCGAGGCCAGCUCUUCUGCACCCGAGACCACUGCCGCUCCUGAAGAGACCUCCUCCGCUCCUGACCAGACAUCAUCUGCUCCCGAGGAAAGCUCUGCUGCUCCCGAGGAAACCUCAUCCGCACCCGAGCAGACAUCUUCCGCUCCCGAAGAAACAUCUUCCGCUCCUGCAGAGCCAGAGAGUUCUAGCUCUUCCUCUUCCACGCCGGCAGGUACCACCAUUGCACCGACCCCGCCCACUUUCAAAUGCCAGACGGCAGGACUGUUUCCGCACAUCAGUGGCGAUUGCAGCCGUUACCACAACUGCCUGUUGAAUCCUGUGCUGCGACAGCUGCAGGACAUUGAGCUCACGUGCCCGGAACUGACCGUCUUCUCGCCGAGCCUGGGCAGAUGCGUGAGGGACUUGGCCGAGUGCCAGGCGGAGAGCUUCCCGUGCCUGUCCGUGGGCAGAUUUGCCGGACUCGAUGAGACCUACUACUACAGCUGCGUGGCCAGUUUGCAGGGCGGCUUCCACAAGUUCAUUGUGCGCUGCUCCAGUGGCCAGAGGUUCGAGCCCCUGAUCGGAGGUUGCUGGCGCUACGACUGGACGCAGAUCGUGCCCGGACAGGAGGCGACCGAGAUCAGCGACCUGGCUGCCAUCAAGCGGGAGCUGAAGCUGUACAAGGCCGAGGCCAAGCUGCGCCUCAAGGCCCAGAAGGAGCAGGAGAAGCUGGCCAAGAAGCAGCAGAAGUUGGAGGAGAAGGCCGCCAAGAAGGCCGCCAAGGAGCAGGCCAAGCAGCAGGCGAAGGCCGAGAAGGACAAGGCCAAGGCCGAGGCCAAGGGCGAGUCCAUCGAGAGCGCUGAGUCCGCGGAGUAACUGCCUCCAAAUUGCGAGCUCCGAGCUCCACGCUCCUUUUCUUCAGAUAAGCCCUUCCAUCUAUGUUGGUCCCUUGCUCUAGUCUAGCGAAAUUAUCUUUCCUUAUUUUUUUUGCUUUGUGGCGUAAAUAAAUAUUUAAAAAUA
Drosophila simulans is the source of this 1650-nucleotide messenger RNA. RefSeq names its product flocculation protein FLO11 (gene Mur18B). Gene Ontology annotation, molecular function: chitin binding. The transcript is spliced from 2 exons. The coding region runs from base 58 to 1506 and encodes 482 amino acids. The record is from RefSeq and is a predicted model, not a curated record. NCBI's taxonomy places the organism in Eukaryota, Metazoa, Arthropoda, Insecta, Diptera, Drosophilidae. Gene Ontology annotation, cellular component: extracellular region.